This is a messenger RNA of Impatiens glandulifera, 1508 nucleotides long. Its product is annotated as probable glycosyltransferase At5g03795. Gene Ontology annotation, molecular function: glycosyltransferase activity. The transcript has 4 exons. The coding region runs from base 1 to 1503 and encodes 500 amino acids. The record is from RefSeq and is a predicted model, not a curated record. Lineage: Eukaryota; Viridiplantae; Streptophyta; Magnoliopsida; Ericales; Balsaminaceae.
AUGGGGGAUAUUGAUAGUAAUCACAGGAAAAUAUUUCAAUCAUCAAAGCUUCUUCUGAUAUGGGUCAUGGCACCUCUGAUUGCAUUAUCUGUUUUUGUUGCAUUUACGGGUACUGGUCCAUCAAUGGAUUAUUCUAACUGGGUUUGGAGGAUGACUUCAUCUUCUGCAAAAAUGGGGAAAGAAAAUGAUCAAUCAACAUUGAUAUUGACAAAUGAUGGUGAUGAUGGGGGUGCAAGUUUCAACUCUUCUAAUUCUUCUUCAAUCAAUGAAGAAUCAAUUAAGAAGGAGAAUGAAGAAAAUGCAAACUUAUUUAACACUUAUCCCAUGACAAAGCCUCCAAUAACACGAAAGAAUUAUAGCAAUUUGGAGCGACUUGAAGCCAGAUUGGGCCAAGUUCGUGCCACCAUAAGAAAAGCGAAAGGCGAUGACCGAUUAACCGACUCAGAUUUCGUCCUUGAUGGACCAAUGUAUUGGAACCCAACUGCCUUUCACAGGAGCUAUGUGGAAAUGGAGAAGCAAUUGAAGAUUUUCAUAUAUGAAGAAGGAGAACCACCAAUGUUUCAUAAUGGGCCAUGUUCAUUCACUUAUGCAAUAGAGGGCCUAUUUCUUAAUGGAAUGGAAGUAAGCCCAUUUAGAACUAGAAACCCAGAAGAGGCCCAUAUUUUUCUUCUUCCUAUUAGCAUUACUAUGAUCACCCAAAAUGUGUUUGUUUCUGGUCAAUGGAUCCAAAUGAAAAGAACUGCCAAGGAUUAUGUUGAUGUUAUUUCCCAUAAAUACCCUUAUUGGAAUCGUAGCCUUGGCGCGGACCACCUCAUUGUCGCGUGCCAUGAUUGGGGGCCGGUGAUUUCUUCAUAUGUUCCAAAUCUCUACAAUAGCUCAAUUAGGGCAUUAUGCAAUGCAAAUACAUCGGAAGGGUUCGAUCCAUCGAGGGAUGUCUCCCUUCCCGAGAUUCUACUUCCGCAUGGCACAACGGAAGGAAUGAUGGGCGGGCCUCCCCCAUCCGAGCGAUCGAUUCUUGUAUUUUUUGCUGGUGGGGGAGAUCACGGGCCAAUUAGGCCUGUUUUGAUAAAACAUUGGGAAAACAAAGAUCCACUUGUCCAAAUCCAUAGAUACCUUCCAAAAAACAUAUCAUAUUAUGGUAUGAUGAGGAAGAGCAAGUAUUGCAUUUGCCCUAGUGGAUACGAGGUUGCGAGCCCGAGAAUGGUUGAAGCGAUCUACAUGGGUUGUGUUCCCGUACUCAUUAAGGACAAUUACACGGUACCUUUUAGCGACGUUCUCAAUUGGAAGACAUUUUCGGUUAUAAUUCCAAGCGAGAAUAUAUUGGAUUUGAAGAAGAUUUUGAUGAGUAUUCCUCGAGACCAGUACGAGAUCAUGCAAAAGCGUGGAUUGCAAUUGAGGAGACAUUUUGAGGUGAACACUCCUCCAAAGCGAUACGAUGUGUUUCAUAUGAUCCUUCAUUCUAUUUGGCUUCGGAGACUCAAUUUUCAAAUUCGGGUCACUUGAAGAAG